Paramecium pentaurelia is the source of this 1122-nucleotide messenger RNA. The record is from the annotation of a GenBank genome assembly. Lineage: Eukaryota; Ciliophora; Oligohymenophorea; Peniculida; Parameciidae.
AUGGAAUUAAAUUUUAUGAUUUUUCCUGUACCCAAAAAUACAUAUAGAGAAGGAGAUCUCAAGGUUACUUUAUUGUCUUAAUUGCUAGGAACUAAUUAAAAUUCCAUAUUACGAUGACAUAUUUAAAUUUCUAUCUACAUCUCCAAAAACCAAAAUCUAGUUCCAUAAAAUAGAUCCUUUUAAACCUCCUGAUGAAAUACCUCAUGUAUGUGAAUAAUCAUAUAUUUAUAUAUAGGAUGUAAGUACACAAUCAAUUUAUGAUGAUCAUAUUGAUGAACUACCAAGUUAAAGAAUACCUCACAUUUCCUAAACAACUAACCUCAAACCUAGAAAUCAAAUGUAAUUUUCUUUCCUAAAAUAAGAAGUGGAUUAAGAUUGUCACUUUCUCCUAGAAUCAUAUAUAACAAUGAAUUAGCUACCACACUAACAAAUAGGAACUGUAAAUAUACAAAGGAGAUUCCUUGCUUGUAUUUGAAGUCAUACACAUAGACCAAGAAAACUAUUAUUUAUUUUCAUGCCAAUUGUGAAGAUCUUAAGUCUUCCUACAAUCUAUUAGACUUUCUUCGACAUAAUAUGAGAAUGAAUAUCUUAGCAGUUGAAUAUCCAGGCUAUGGAAUUUAUUAAGGUGAGCCUACAGAAGAACUAAUACUUAAAGAUGCAGAAUAUAUUUACUAAUAUGUGGCCUUCCAUUCGGGCAUAGAAGAAUAGAAUAUCAUAUUAAUGGGAAGAUCAAUAGGGACUGGUGUUGCUUGUCAUGUAGCUUCAGUUUUUAAACCAGGUAUUUUAGUUUUGAUCUCUCCUUUCUUGUCCUUACAAGAAAUCGUUUAAGAAAAAUAUCCUUUGUUAAGGAAAAUGCUAAAGGAGAGAUUCACAAACAAAGAUAAAAUACUAAAAGUAAAAUCUCCUCUAUAUAUUCUGCAUGGACUCAAAGAUUCUAUAGUUUCAGUAGACUAAUCUAGAAAACUAUAUGGUAUUAUUAUUUUAUUUAAUUUUUAAAUAGAAUUAUGCAAAAGUCCAUGUUUGAUUAGAACACCACCAGAAAUGACUCAUACUAGAUUUCAAUUUGAAUAAGAUUUAUCCUUGCCUCUCCUGGGGUUUAUGAGAUAAUUGAAUAUACUUUGA